Molecule: messenger RNA, 306 nt
Organism: Ailuropoda melanoleuca (giant panda)
Lineage: Eukaryota; Metazoa; Chordata; Mammalia; Carnivora; Ursidae
Product: small cysteine and glycine repeat-containing protein 5-like
Exons: 1
Coding region: 1-306 (101 amino acids)
Source: RefSeq, a predicted model, not a curated record
AUGGGGUGCUGUGGCUGCACAAGUUGUGGUGGUGGCUGCCGUGGCUGCUGUGGCAGCUGUGGUGGCGGCUGUGGCAGCUGCACCACCUACAGGUGCUACUGGGUGGGCUGCUGCUCCUGCUGCGGCUCCCGUGGCUGCGGCUCCCGUGGCUGCAGCCGUGGGAAGGGCUGCUGCUGGAAGCAGUGCCCUGCUAGGCGGGCGGCCUCUGCUAGCGUGUGCCCAGAUGGCGCUGGCCUGUUGGUGCCACUUUCCCCCAACUCCUCCAUUUCUCCUCCCACGACCUGCCAGUCCAUCCCAGGUCCUUAA